This is a messenger RNA of Gilbertella persicaria, 1577 nucleotides long. RefSeq lists its product as uncharacterized. The transcript is spliced from 6 exons. NCBI's taxonomy places the organism in Eukaryota, Fungi, Mucoromycota, Mucoromycetes, Mucorales, Choanephoraceae. Gene Ontology annotation, cellular component: nucleus; nuclear chromosome. The coding region runs from base 312 to 1571 and encodes 419 amino acids. Gene Ontology annotation, molecular function: zinc ion binding; transcription coregulator activity. Gene Ontology annotation, biological process: regulation of transcription by RNA polymerase II; chromatin remodeling. The record is from RefSeq and is a predicted model, not a curated record.
AACAACAACAACAAUCUAAUGUAGCACUCAAAAAACCUUCUCAACCUACUCCUUCUCAACUCAAUACAACGCUUGUUGAAUCUAUUACUCAAAAAAACAACUUGAAGCAAUACAUAGAUCGUGAUGAAUCCUACCAAAGGACAUUGGACAAGCAGCAUUAUUGUCAUGUUGAAUUAGCCAAAUCCAAAAAACAAGAAAUUGACCUGGCUCAUCGUGUCAGAAAGACUCGAGUGCAGCAACGAGGAUUAUUUUUUGGUAAAGGUUAUGAUGGUUAUGGUAAUGGCAAGACAGACAUCCAUACGACAAGAGUUAUGUAUCCUAAUGAAAAGAAGCAUAGACGACAACAGGUUCGAAUUCCUUCUGAGCAAUGUAAAGAACAAGCAAAGAAACAAGAAGUACUGGUUCCUAUUCGUUUGGAUUUGGAACACGAUGGAUAUAAAAUACGAGAUACAUUCACAUGGAACAAGAAUGAGACGUUUAUUACACCUGAACAGUUUGCAGAGAUUACAUGCGAGGAUUUGCGUUUGCCUGUGCUUGCAAUGAGUCCCUUAAUUGCAACCAGUAUUAGAGAACAAAUUCAAGACUUUGAUUUACAGUGCACGAUAGAACAAAAAGAGAAAGUCAAUCCUUAUCAACACUUUAUAGAAUCAAGAGACCAACCUCCUUUAUCAGAACCUGUACAUGAUAAACAAGUAGACUUUAGAACUAUUAUCAAACUUGAUAUCAUAGUGGGAAAUCGAGUGCUACAUGAUCAGUUUGAAUGGGAUAUUGCCUGUCAACAGAAUUCACCAGAAUCAUUUGCAGAGAACAUGGUGACUGAAUUAGGUCUUGGUGGUGAAUUCAAAACGGCCAUUGCUCACUCGAUUCGUGAACAAGUCCAUAUCUAUCUGAAGUCCUUGUUAUUGAUAGACCAUGAUAUGCAAACACCUGUUGAUCAUGACGAACUGAAACGUAGUUUCUUGCCUCCCUUACAGAAUAUUGUUCGACGCAGCCAAACGGUAGAACGAUUUACACCUUCCUUGAUUGAAUUAACAGAAGCAGAAGUAGACAAGAUCGAAAAGGAUCGCACAAGAGAAUCCAGACGUAAAAGAAGAAAUACGCGUAAUAGAAAGGGUGUGGUUGCAUUACCUGAACGUGAACAUAUUCCUACAUUCCGUACUAUUUUUGCUACACCACCAGAACAAGACAUGACAGAUGAGCAAUUCCUAAAAAGUAUGCAGACUGAACCUACAUUAUAUCAUAGUCAAAGAAAGAGUGCUGCUAAAGCACGUCAAAGUAUUGCUGCAGAAGCUGCUGGUCUUCCUUUGAUAGAAUCUGAUAGUGUGAAUCCACCCUCUGUACCUAAUACUUUUGUGAGUCCUCAAUGGCGUUGUAUAGAUUGUGGUUGUUCUCCUUAUAUGACCAGUUUGAUUCGUUCAAGUAGUUUAGGUGAAAAUUCACUCUGUAAUGCAUGUAGUCUCUAUCGAUUCAAGUUUAAUGCCAUUCGUCCUAAAAACUAUACAGACAAGGAAAUCAAGAAUGACAUACCCCAUUUAGCAGACUGGCAAAACCAUUUAAUAAAGCACAGAUAAUCAUCA